Molecule: messenger RNA, 1641 nt
Organism: Hypoxylon fragiforme
Lineage: Eukaryota; Fungi; Ascomycota; Sordariomycetes; Xylariales; Hypoxylaceae
Exons: 7
Coding region: 1-1641 (546 amino acids)
Cellular component (GO): ribonucleoprotein complex; nucleus; cytosol
Molecular function (GO): mRNA 3'-UTR binding; poly(A) binding; poly(U) RNA binding
Source: RefSeq, a predicted model, not a curated record
AUGCCCACCGACAAUUGCCAAACUACCACUGUCACGAUGACUGCUACAGAGACCGCACGUACUGCCCAGGCUGCUUCGGGCACCAACACCACCCAUGAUGGUGCUCAUGGCAAUGGCCCGCAAAGCCAGGGAAUGAUUGACGCCAAUAUGAGCACUAUUGUCAACGGAUUUGGCAGUCUUGGAAUCAAUGGACUUCCUGCUAUUCCAGGAAUGGUCCCCAUGGCCAUGUCGGAUGGCCGUAUUGUUCACGUGGCCACCAACUACCCUGGCUCUGGUGUCCCAGGUUCUGGUAUUCCGGCCUUUGGUUACGCCCCUGCCCCUGAGCAGUAUUCUGCUGGUUAUGGUCCUCCUUAUCUCACCCAUGGCGGUUACCAGAAUGGUCCAUUGUUCGCUCUUGGACCAUACACGCCUGGUCGAGCCGGUAUCACCCAUGACCGUGCCGAUGCCAGUCUACGAGACGUGCCCAGUCUUGACAUUCGACGAUCAUCGUACUCUACCAACGAGUCUACACCGGCGACCCCGUUCCUCGGAAGCAUGGCUUCCCGUGAUCAAGGCGCUCGCGUCACCGUUUUCGAUCGUUCGACGUACACCACUCCGUCUCCGCAGCAGGUUGCGACUACUGAGGGUCUCCAGGAGCCCAAGUCUGCGGUACUUGAUUCUCUCCUUGAACGCUUCCCGCGAAUCCCCGAAGCCGUUCCAGCGGUCUUUACGCCCCCGGAGAACAUGCGUACCCUCGAGCAGAGUCUUGUUAGUCCUAUUGCAGGAAAUCGCAACGUAUACAUUCGUGGCCUGCAUCCAUACACGGAUGACAACCUCUUGUUGAAGUAUGCAGAGCGCUUUGGCAAGGUCGAAACCUCCAAGGCUAUUAUUGAUUCUAGCACAAGCGCCUGCAAGGGCUUUGGUUUUGCCAAGUUCUUCGAUGUCCGUGACUCGGAGAUGUGUAUCAGGGGCUUUCAUCGCCGAGGCUAUGAAGUUGGAUUCGCCAGAGAAUCGUUCAACUCCCGCCUGAGAGCUGAGGGAGAUCCUGGCUCGACGAACCUGUAUCUGUCGAACUUGCCCAAGAAAUAUGGUGAACAGGAAAUCAUUGCCAUUUUCGAGGGUUACGUCAUUUUGUCUAGCAAAGUCCUUCGAGACAAUAUGGGCAAUAGUCGAGGUGUGGGUUUUGCUCGCUUUGAGUCUCGCGAGAUGUGCGAACUAGCAAUUGCCCAGUACUCUGGUCGCCUUAUUGGCGAUGAGCGCCUACCGUUGCAGAUCCGCUAUGCGGACACACCAGCUCAGAAGGACCUGAAGCGUGUUACAGCUGAGCGCCGUCAGUUCCGUACGAAUGAGUAUAAUGUUGGUGCUUAUGGAACGAGCCUUGUUGGUGAGGACCCUACUAACUCACAUACUUAUCGACGUGAUGGAUCCGGUGGAAAUGGUGGAAAUGGUGGAAGCGGUGGAGCUUAUUCUCGACGUAGUGGAUCAGGAGAACAGGCCGCAAGCUUGAAUGGAUAUUCCAAUGACAGCCUUCGUCAGGGUGGUCAGGGAAAUCGGGACUCUCUCGGUUCCGUAAGCGGUGACGGUGUCGAGAUCCGCGUCGAGUCGCCCCUAGUUGCGCACGGCAGUACCCAAUCAUCCCCCACGAAGCAAGAGAAGGAGUAA